Molecule: messenger RNA, 1110 nt
Organism: Nematostella vectensis (starlet sea anemone)
Lineage: Eukaryota; Metazoa; Cnidaria; Anthozoa; Actiniaria; Edwardsiidae
Product: cilia- and flagella-associated protein 410
Exons: 10
Coding region: 118-1026 (302 amino acids)
Biological process (GO): mRNA splicing, via spliceosome
Cellular component (GO): U4/U6 x U5 tri-snRNP complex
Molecular function (GO): protein binding
Source: RefSeq, a predicted model, not a curated record
AUGGUCAGCGGUGAUUCUGACAGGCUUAAAAAAUGGCGGACUAAAUAAACCAACGAGUAAACCUAUAUGAAGAAGCUUAAAAAAACUAAUUUUCUACUCUAAUUAACGCAUGUUAAAAUGUCUAAGCUUAACAAAAAGCAAGUUCUUGGAAGAUCUCGCGCGAAAAGUUUGGAAUCGGUGAAAAAUUUGAAUUUUUGGGGAAGCAGCCUAUCCGAUGUUUCUCUAGUUCGUGAGCUACCUAAUGUAGAAGUCUUGAGCUUAAGUGUUAAUAGCAUUGCCAGUCUCAAGGAUUUUGCAUUCUGUCCUAGACUCAAAGAACUCUAUCUUAGAAGAAACUGUAUCAACGACCUUAAGGAGAUUGGUUUUUUAAAGAAACUACCAAAGCUAAGAGUCCUGUGGUUAUCGGAUAAUCCUUGUUGUACAACUGAAAACUACAGAGAAACUGUACUAAAAAAUCUUCCUCGUCUCAUCCGUCUGGAUAAUGUUGCUGUUGAUGACACUGAACCACUAUUGGCGAAGGAGAAAGGUGCUGAGAUUGACAUCCCUGAUGGCCUUCCUGAUCAUGUUGACCUUGGGGAAACCAUCUCAUCUACCAUGGGAAGUACUAGAAGCACUGAUCCAGGACAGUCUAUAAGGAAAGAACCACCAGCAGAUCAAAGGGUUCCUUCGGUUAACAAUGAGCCUGAUGUCGCAAGAGAAAGUCUUGUUGAUAAAACAAAUAAGCUCCGUGCUGAGUUGGGAUUGAAACCACUAGUUGUGGAUGAACCAAAGCCAUCUCCUAAGUCUCCAACCAAGUCUAAAUCUCAGACUGACAGCCGGCCAUCAUCUUCCUCUUCCCAAAUUUCUGAAACCAGAAGUAACAACAUUCUUACAGCAGUGUGUGCCCUUGUUAAAGAACUAGACAGAGAGAGCCUGGAAGAAGUCAAGUUAGAAGUAGAAAAACGCUUGCAUGACUGUAGUAGUAAUGCUGAGCGAGAUAGUGAUGGAGGCGCUGACAACAAGCCUCUUGUCCCAGAGAUGGACUGAUAAACAAGGUAAUGUCACAUUAAAGACCAAUCAUGUGUGGCAGUGUUCAAGAUAUAUAGUGUAAAUAAAUUGUACUGUAUAAAA